AACUGAAAACAUCUCUCUUAGAUACAGAAAAUACAUUUUCUUUCAUCAUAAUUAAAAAUCCAUAAAUUGAUUUUCAUCCUCUGAAGUUACAUGACAGAACGCUCUCAGAUUAACUGACGGCUCCAUCCUCAGCGAGCUGUGCUGCAAAUGUAAAGAUCUCACAUCCCCCUUGGGUUUGCUGCAUAUUGAUUUUUGACUUUUCAUUUAUCAGCUAAACACUUAAACACUAUGAUCCUCUCGGAGCACUUUAUUCAUUGUAAUGACUGUAACCUGCUUGUCCUUGCAAGGUGGUGGUGAGGCUUAUCUCCAUCGGUCACUUGGCAAGAGACACGGUACACCCUGGACAGGUCACCAUUAUAUUCAUAUCCAGGAUUUGUUUAAAUGUGGACGAUACUGUGUGUCUAAGUUUGUGGUGAGAAGAAGGUGGAUUCAAAAGCACGUUGCAACAUACAACCACUACUACUAUUUUAUUUAUAAAGCACUUUAAAACAACAGUAGCUGUGACAAAGUGCUGUACAGAUGAAAAUCAAAAUAAACAUGCAAAAUAUGAAAAAGACAAAAACAGUAAAAUACCAUAGCAGAAGUAUGAGGAAAAAGUCUCAACAAGUGUUAAAAGCCAAAGAAUAGAACUUUAGUUUAGACCUUGGUACCUCCAGGAGCAGGUGAUCCGCUGACUUGAAGCAAUGAGCGGGAGAAUAUGGGUGAAGCAGCUCGGAGAAGUAAGAUGGGCUCUGCGGCAUUCCCGUCUGACAGCACGAGCUUUAUCAUUAAACCAUGGCUCAGCUUUGGCCUUAGGCUGCAUGAUUUUCAUAGGGGCCACAGUAUCCAGAAUAAUCACAGGUGAAGUUACAACAUGCUAGUACGGUAUGGUAAGACUAAUGCUAAAUAAAGUGACCUAGGACUUAUCUCACACCUGAAAAUUAAUUUUUUUAGCUUCAGCUUUCAAAAAUACAAUGUUCACUUAUAUGUUUCUAAGGUUGUACAGUAGCAUGCAUGAGAGAGAUUUAAUGGCACAAAGCUGAUAGAGGUGCAGAUCAUUACUGCUCACUGUGUUUUUAAAACAUGGCAGCCACAAACGUGCAGCUUUUUAAGGAAGAUCUUUUUGUUACAUUGUUGUAAUUUUGACUUCAGGGACUGUUCUAAUUGAGUUUUUUCUUUAGUCUUUAGUCUAAAAUGUCCACUUUAAGGAACAAAUGGGAAGCGGCUAACUACUGCUAGCAAUGCAAGGUAACGGGCUCAGUAAUAGAUGUAAUAAAGUUCAGUAAUAGAUGUUACACAGUAGUACGUGUCUGAUUUAAUUAAAUAAAACAUGUAGAACAUAAAUCCAUCUUCAUCAGUCGUGCGUAUAAUUGAUCAAAGCAGUUAAUGCUGAUAAAACCAAUUUUACUGUUUGUACCUGAAACAAAAGUAGUGAUCUUGAAGGGUACAGCUGAAGGACACUUUAGGGCAAUGUCAUCAUGGUUCACUACCUCCUCAUGUUGCCAGACUGUCAGCACCACGGUCAAUAACAUCCAACAUAAACAGCAUGCAUCAUGCAACAAAUUAGGGGGCUGCAGUAUAUUUGGUCAAUGGAGUUGGUGUUAAGGUUUUUCAACCCUGAAUAAUUAAAUGCAUUCUACCAAAUCAAAAUCCUUCCAAGACCGCUACCAUGCUGAUGUGAUGUUGAAAGGGAAACCCAGUGACUGUCUCCCUUUUGCUUUGUUAUCAAUGCCCUGCAUUGAUUUUCCCGUCGCUUCCUGUGAGAUAUAGUGUGGCAUCGAUGGGAUCCAAUGUUGGUGUGCUGCAGGGCACUCCUCUGCUCCAUGCCAGCCAGGGUGGAGGGCUUAACAUUGACAGCUGCAGUCAUAAAGUGCUAACAAGAAGAGCGAUUGCUUUGCCCAAACAUGGAUCCAGAACAAAAGACUUUGGAGGACACCUGUUAAACGAUAGUUUAGAGGGAUGGUUUUCUCGUUGAGAUUUACAACAAUCUGACCUCCUGGUUCCAGUCAGUAUUUUGAUGGUUUAGGUUUGACUCAGACCCCAUGAAGGACGAGGAUCCGGUCAUCAGGAGCCCUGAAUGUCGUUCUCUUUCAACGCCCAGGAUGGAGCUGCUCAGCCCGCCACAGGGAAAGGAGCACUCUCAGAACGUCACGGAGAAGGUCACGCAGGUGCUUUCUUUGGAGUCAGAUGUUCUGCCAGAAUACAAACUCCAGGUUCCAGAGACAACCUGGUGGAUCCUGCUUCACUACAGCCCAUUCAAGGCUUUUUGGGACUGGAUUAUUCUCCUUCUGGUCCUCUACACGGCUGUUUUCACUCCGUACUCAGCCGCCUUCCUGUUGGAUGAACAUGGCAACCUACGACAAAGGAGAUGUGGCUACACAUGUAACCCUCUGAAUGUGGUGGAUCUCAUGGUGGACGUGAUGUUUAUCGUGGACAUAGUCAUCAACUUCCGCACCACGUAUGUGGAUCACAACGAAGUUGUGGUCACACAGCCGAGCCGGAUAGCCAAGCAUUAUAUCAAGGGCUGGUUUUUGAUUGAUAUGUUUGCGGCGACCCCCUUUGACCUUCUCAUUUUCAGAUCUGGGUCUGACGAGAUGGCGACCUUAACAAGCCUGCUGAAAACAGCCCGUCUGCUGAGGCUGGUCCGUGUGGCCAGAAAGCUGGACCGAUAUUCUGAAUAUGGAGCUGCUGUCCUCUUCUUGCUCAUGUGCACCUUCGUGCUCAUCGCCCACUGGCUUGCCUGCAUCUGGUAUGCCAUUGGCUUCGUGGAGAGGCCAUACACAGAGACCGGCUGGUUAGACAACCUGGCUGAACAGCUAGGGAAGGCGUACAAUGAAAGUGACUCCACCUCUGGCCCAUCGGUGAAGGACAAAUACGUCACAGCUCUAUAUUUCACUCUGAGCAGUUUGACAAGCGUGGGGUUUGGUAACGUCUCUCCAAACACCAACUCUGAGAAGAUCUUCUCGAUCUGCGUUAUGGUCAUUGGAUCUCUCAUGUAUGCCAGCAUAUUUGGAAAUGUGUCUGCUAUCAUCCAGAGGCUUUACUCUGGCACGACCCGCUACCACACCCAGAUGCUACGGGUCAAAGAGUUCAUCCGCUUCCACCAAAUUCCUGGUGGUCUGCGCCUAAGGCUGGAGGAGUACUUCCAGCAUGCCUGGUCUUACACAAAUGGCAAAGAUAUGAAUGCUGUGUUGAAGGGGUUUCCAGAGUCCUUGCAGGCAGACAUCUGUUUGCAUAUAAAUCGCUCUUUGCUGCAGAACUGCAAGGCUUUCCGCGGAGGCAGCCAAGCAUGCCUGAGAACCUUAGCUAUGAGGAUCAAGACAGUCCAUGCACCUCCAGGAGACAUUCUGAUCCACUGUGGAGACUUCCUGGACUCUCUCUUCUUCAUCUCACGUGGUUCCAUCCAAGUCAUGAGGGAUUAUGUUGUUGUAGCUUUGUUAGAAAAGAAUGACAUAUUUGGCGAGCCUAUCCACCUGUAUGAUGAACCAGGACGGUCCAACGCAGACGUGUACACAAUCACCUACUGCGACCUGCACCGGAUCCCGAGGGAAGACCUGCUUGAGGUUCUUGAUAUGUACCCAAGUUUUGCUGACGACUUCUGGAGGAACCUGGAGAUCACUUAUGAUCUGCGAGAUACUGAUCAAAUGCCACCAAUAAUAACUGAUGAAUCUGGGGAUGACGAUGAAUGUCGCCACAAACUGAAGCACAGAAUCCACUCCCUUGACUGCAGAAUAAGACCAGAUGGAAUCGAUCAUGAAGACUCGUACCCCCAUAAGUCCAGCCAUUACUCACCUCCUCAGGGUGGCUGGGAGGACCUCUGGAGCUGUGGAUCCUCCUGUUCUCAGUCGAGUGAGGGUCUGUCGAAGACUCCCGCUCAAAAAACCAGGGUAGAGCUCUACCCCACUGAAAAGCCCAGACGGCAGUGCUCUCCCUCUGUGGCUCAACAGCUGCCCCAGAGUGGAGCCUCAGUGGGGAGGGAUGUGGUGUUGAAUCAGCGCCACCAAGCUUCAUCCUUGAAUCUGCCGGGAAUGUAUCGAUGCUGGCCCGAUCAACAACAGCCACAGCAGCAUGUUUUACGAUCUUCUUCCAUCUGUAACUCAGUCCCCCCACUACUGAUUGCAGAAGAAAGACCCAGUGAGCUCGAGUCUCAACUUGAAGUCCUGCAGUCGCAGCUCAACAGGCUGGAAACUCGUAUGACGGCUGACAUCAACGUUAUUCUCCAGACUCUGCAGAGACAGAUUGCACCAGUUCCCCCAGCAUACAGCAUUGUAUCACCCAGUACGCUGCCUAUUGAUCCAUCUGCUCUGUACGGGACUGGGGCUACAGUGUUGCACAGCGUAUAUCCAGUUUCCCCAGGUCGGAUGGACUGCAGGGCAUCCAAACAGAGCUGGGACCACAUGGAUCUUAAAUCCUCCAGGAAGUCUCAGGAGUCCUUAUCCAGCGGCAUCCAUAUGACUGCAGCCUCUGAUGACACAAUGUCCAUGAAUGUCACCCCUGAAACUGAGACUCAUGCCGAUUUAACCCCUAAGUUACCACAGCAAUUGCCCAAAUCCGCUCUUGAACCCAUCUCCAGGCUGUGUGAGACAGUCCGCUACCCCUCACUACCAGUGAAUCUGGACCUGACCACAGGACCGGCUGAGAUCCAGAAACACACCUCGGACCCAGUGCUGCCUGUCACCUGAUUGGUCAGCUUCACCUGAAAAGAACGAACUCUAAGUAACUCUCGGGCUUCUGGACAGGAGGCAUAUAACAAAUCCGUCUUCUUUUGUUUGCUAACAGCUAUCAUUACACACAUGAAUGGCAAAAAUAACAUGCAGUGCUUUGCAAACCAACCCAUCACUGUUCAACUUUUCGACGUUUUUACGUCACAACCUCAAACGUUCAUGGAUUUCAUUGGGAUUUUGUGUAAGAGACAAAUGCAAAGUCGUGCAUAGCUGUGAAAUGAAAAGAAAAUCUAUGGUUUCCCAAUUUAUAAAAAUAAAAGUCUGAAAAAUAUGCCC
This is a messenger RNA of Girardinichthys multiradiatus, 4979 nucleotides long. RefSeq names its product potassium voltage-gated channel, subfamily H (eag-related), member 6b (gene kcnh6b). Gene Ontology annotation, cellular component: membrane. Gene Ontology annotation, molecular function: inward rectifier potassium channel activity. NCBI's taxonomy places the organism in Eukaryota, Metazoa, Chordata, Actinopteri, Cyprinodontiformes, Goodeidae. Gene Ontology annotation, biological process: potassium ion transmembrane transport; regulation of heart rate by cardiac conduction; membrane repolarization during action potential. The transcript has 14 exons. The record is from RefSeq and is a predicted model, not a curated record. The coding region runs from base 2022 to 4661 and encodes 879 amino acids.